Molecule: messenger RNA, 463 nt
Organism: Lacerta agilis (Sand lizard)
Lineage: Eukaryota; Metazoa; Chordata; Lepidosauria; Squamata; Lacertidae
Product: protogenin-like
Exons: 3
Coding region: 74-448 (124 amino acids)
Biological process (GO): axon guidance; cell-cell adhesion
Cellular component (GO): plasma membrane; axon
Source: RefSeq, a predicted model, not a curated record
GAGAAGCCAUUCGGCCCUCUGGACGGACGGACGCGCUGCUGGCCGGAGGAGGGCGAUGCCCCAGAGAGGCUAAAUGGCGCCCCGACGGAACCCGCUCGCCGCCUUCCUCGGCCUCCUCGCCCUCCCAGGAAUAUGGUGCUUUAGUGAACUGUUUUUUGCGAAAGAGCCUCAGGACGUAACUGUUGCUAGGAAGGAGGCUGUGGUUCUGGACUGCCAGGCACGAGGCGAAGUCCCCAUCACCAUCACAUGGCUCAAAAAUGGGAUGAAGGUGGCUGAAAAUGAACGGAUCUACACUUUGUCUAAUGGUUCUUUGUACAUCAGCGAAGUGGAGAGCAAACGUGGGGAAACGCUGGACGAAGGACACUACCAGUGCUUGGCUCUCAACAAAUAUGGUGCUAUCCUCAGCCAUAAGGCCCACCUUACAUUAGCCAAUUUUCUGAAAGCCUAAUUGAAUAGCAAGCCG